AUGGACAAGACAGAAGCUGCACUUGGCGUCAUGAAUGUGGACGAUCCUCCAGGCGAAGAGCGACCGUUCCGCUUUCUUGACCUACCGAAGGAACUUCGCCUUGUGAUCUACGAACGUCUCGUGAACCGCUCUCACAGGACGUUCGAACUCGAACACAGAGGGGUACAUAUGGCAGCUCGCACGGCUAUUCUUGUUUUCCCAGAUGCCAUCCCGUCAAUCUACCUCACCUGCAAGCUGAUCUAUACGGAAGCAACACCAAUGCUGAAAGCUUUGGACCACCGCAAUUCUCAGCCUCGACUUAUCAUCGACCUUGGAAAGAUGAAGCAAGUCAGCCUCGUUCAACUAGAGUUCACCGCUUACAUCGCGGACUACCUUUUCACCUGCGAGUUUGAAAGCAGGGCAGGUCAGCUUUCUCGCCCGUACAGCCAUCCUCGAUUUGCACCGCGACAUGGACCCAAUCAUUUCAGAGGAAACAGUCCCAUCGGCCUCCAGACUUGUAUGGACUUCAAGAGCCGGACAUACGAUAGAUUGUGGCUGCACGGUAGAAGGAGAAAAGCUGAUCUUCACGUUGCGAUUCAGUGUCCAGCUUCGUCAGACGGAGAGAUGAAGCUUUGUAUACGCGAGCUGGGUCAUUCUCUGCACAAUAUCCUGGAACGAAGCCCAAAGAAACACAAGGUGGCGGUCUACAUUGCUCCAGAUAAUCAACGCAUUGAUGGAGGCCGGCUCGCAUGCGAUCCUACCGUGUUACGUAUCGGCAACGCAAUCGACAAGGUUGCGUGGGAGAAAGAGUGGAUGUGA
Messenger RNA from Ascochyta rabiei, 798 nucleotides. RefSeq names its product peroxin. The transcript has a single exon. The record is from RefSeq and is a predicted model, not a curated record. Bases 1 to 798 code for a protein of 265 amino acids. NCBI's taxonomy places the organism in Eukaryota, Fungi, Ascomycota, Dothideomycetes, Pleosporales, Didymellaceae.